UUUUUGCUCCCGGCUUUCGCGUUGCAGCCGGCAUCGCAUCUCCUGCCGUUUUUGCUCCCCUCACGCUCGGAGCUCAAUUCGCCGCGGAUUCCUUGGCCUCCACGCAGCGAUCUCCCCCCGGGUUCGCGCGCCGUCUAGGGAUCCCGGCUUCCUCCUCCGCGGCGACCGAUGGCUGCUCUUCUGGCGCCCGCCAUCUCCGGCGAGGUGGGUCUACGGCUUUUACUGGCCCCAUUAAGCUCUAAUAUUGUUGUCCGCACUGCCAGUUGCGCAGUGGGCAUUGGUCUGCCUGUAUACUCAACUUACAGGGCUAUAGAAAAGAAAGAUCAAGCUGAGAAAGAACGGUUGCUGCUUUACUGGGCAGCAUAUGGAUCUUUUACCAUUGUGGAAGUCUUUGCCGAUAAGCUUAUUUCAAGUGUUCCUCUCUAUUACCAUGCGAAAUUUGCUAUCCUUGUGUGGCUCCAGUUUCCUUCAAAUGGUGGAUCAAAGCAUGUGUACAGAAGAUACUUGCGCCCGUUUUUCCGGAAGCACCAAGGAAAAAUUGAUAGAAUUCUGAAUAUUUUGUCCAAGGAACUUACGAAGUUUGUGAGCAACCAUGAGGAUGAAAUUCGUUUUGUAGAGAACAUGGCUGUCAGGGGUGCUACAACAGCAAGUUAUAUAGUAAAUGGCCUUGACCAGCCUGGACAAUCAGAGGAAGUUAACGUCACUGAAGACCGGGAUUCAAUUCCAACGGAGGAGGCUGACACACCUAGAGGCGAAACUUGAGCUUGACUGCCAUUCUCUCCGCAAAAUGCAUCUGCUGGGAAGUAAUAUCUUGUUUGAUAUGCUGCAGAAAUGGCCCUUUUAUUCAGCUUGGUAUGCCAUUGUGAAUAUGUUUUUACUGAAACAAUUAACUAUGUUUGACGCUUUAGGAGUAGAUUACUAUGGUGCUACAGAAAUUUGCAGUACCAGUUUGUGAGUCGCUGUUUGGAACUGACUGGAAUAUAAGAUAUGGUUUAGUACA
Molecule: messenger RNA, 1000 nt
Organism: Lolium perenne
Lineage: Eukaryota; Viridiplantae; Streptophyta; Magnoliopsida; Poales; Poaceae
Product: HVA22-like protein k
Source: RefSeq, a predicted model, not a curated record